UCUUUGCUUCUCUUUGGAUAUCUCCAAAAUAUUUUCUAAUCCAAAAGAAAAUGACAAAUAUAUUUUACCAAUAUUAUAUACUUGGCACUGUUUGUCUUUAGCUUUUCUAUACUGGAAGCUGAUUGAUCUUACAGCUAAGCGUUUCUUUUUGUGUCCGUCUGAGGGAGUUUCUCUCUCUCUCUCUCUCUCUCUCCCUGUUGCCGUUGUUGACCACAACCACCUUUGAAUCCAUUGAAUUUUUUUUUGCCAAUAUAAUUUUAAACCAUUAAACAGGUUGCAUUUUUCUGCAAAAUCAAAAAGGUUUGCUUGUUUGGUUCAUUGGUCGCCGUGAUGAGCUCUGUUUUAGACAUAUUUACAAACACAAGCUGGACGAGUUUGUAGUCAAAGUGAUUACUUUUCUGGAGUAAAAACUUUAUCUUUGAUUGAUUUUCCCAAUUGGGUUUUCCUGUUUUUGGUAUUUAGUUAACGGGUUUCUAAUUGAUUUGCAUAUCUUUGCCUGAUUUGUGAGAUCGUGGGUUUACUAUAUUUUCGUUGGGUUUUGGAUAGAGCAUAUAAUAUAUAUAUAUAGCUGAAUUGUCAUUUUGGAGUUCGUGCGGUAUUUGGAGUUUAUUUUCUAUAUUUGUUUGGUCUAAGAAGUUUAAGGGAUGAAAGGGAAGGUUGGGACACCGGGAACCUACUUUGUGUUGAACACAGGAGGUAGAAUUCCUGCCAUUGGACUUGGGACAUGGCAGAGUGGUGGAGACCUUUGUGUAGAAGCUGUGAAAACGGCAUUGUCGGUUGGCUACCGUCACAUAGAUUGUGCACAUCUUUAUGGGAAUGAGGUUGAAGUUGGGGAAGCAUUAGCUGAAGCAUUUAGAGGUGCACUGAAGAGGGAAGACGUGUUCUUGACUUCUAAGCUAUACUGUACCAUGAAUUCCCUCAAUAAAAUCGAGAAUUAUGUUAGAGUUUCUCUUAAGAACCUUGGAGUUGCAUACUUGGAUCUCUAUUUGAUGCACUUGCCUGACUGUUCAGGGGUUGGUGAUGCCACUGAUCCUCCUUCAAAAUCUGGAAGUGAGUAUAGGCAAUUUUUGAAUAGGUUGAAGAAAGCAUGGAAAGCCAUGGAAGGUCUGGUUGGGCUUGGUUUGGUCCGGGCUAUAGGAGUCAGUAACUUCAGUGUGCAGCAGAUCAAGGAGUUGCUUAAAUUUGCGAAAGUUAUACCUGCAGUCAAUCAGGUGGAGUUGCAUCCUUUUUGGAGGCAAGAUGAACUUGUAAAGUUCUGUAAACUGAAAGGUAUACAUGUAUCAGCUCACACACCCUUAGGAGUACCUACUUCAAAUCCUGGACCAUCUGAUAGCAGUGGUAGUGGGGAAGAGGAACCUGGAACCCCUCGUAUAUCAUUCAGGAGGUCAAGAUCUGUCCAUGGACCUAUGCUGAAAUUGUCAGUUGUUAGAGAGAUUGCAGACAGACACAAAAAAACACCUGAGCAGGUUAUUCUACGUUGGGGACUUCAGAGAGGAACCAGUGUCCUACCAUGUAGUUUGAAGCCUGACCGGAUACGAAAAAACAUAGACCUCUUUAGUUGGUCUCUAUCAGAUGAGGAAUGGAACCGAUUGAACCAGAUCGAACCACAGGUUUGCUUGUUUGGAAAUAGUCCUCUGAAUAAUCUUUCAGACAGUGGUUUUGUCUUUGGAAGUGGUCCACUCCAGUCUGUGCGUGAGAUGGAAGAUGACCUGGAGUCCAAUACCUAGCUACUCAGUAAUAUAUAUUUUUUUUCUUCAGAUAAUGUAAUUCCAGUUUGCUUUCAAAGUUGUGAUUAUCCAUUAAAAUGUUAUAUGCCACCCACCCCAUUGUUUGUAAGAUUUUGAUUUUAUGGAUGCUGAAUAGAAAGUCAACACAGAUUGUUAAUAAUCCAAAUGAAAUAUAUUUCAUUGUUUAGAAAAAAAAUAAUUUCUUCCUGCAA
Molecule: messenger RNA, 1939 nt
Organism: Ziziphus jujuba (common jujube)
Lineage: Eukaryota; Viridiplantae; Streptophyta; Magnoliopsida; Rosales; Rhamnaceae
Product: NADPH-dependent aldo-keto reductase, chloroplastic
Exons: 3
Coding region: 645-1727 (360 amino acids)
Cellular component (GO): cytosol
Molecular function (GO): aldose reductase (NADPH) activity
Source: RefSeq, a predicted model, not a curated record